Messenger RNA from Raphanus sativus (radish), 654 nucleotides. RefSeq lists its product as uncharacterized. The transcript has 2 exons. NCBI's taxonomy places the organism in Eukaryota, Viridiplantae, Streptophyta, Magnoliopsida, Brassicales, Brassicaceae. The record is from RefSeq and is a predicted model, not a curated record. Bases 132 to 503 code for a protein of 123 amino acids.
CGGAAAUGUGCCCUACUACGUCUAUAUUACGCAACCAUAAUACGUAUAUACAUACAUGUCAAGAACUCUCUACCAACCACACAUAUUAAUUUCGUCGUUGUUCUUCAUUUAGUUUGAGUAUCAAUUCAACUAUGGAACCAAAUUGUGAUUCGGUGUUCGCUCCUGCGAUUCCCACUGAUAUUCAUGGAGUCAAGAUCUUGAAACAACCUUCGGAUGCAAAGCUUGUUGAACUCGGGGUUGCUUCCUGGCCUAUCAGAUGGGAAAGCAUUCCAUGCAAAUUUCCAUGGACGUUUAAGAAGACAGAGACGAUGUACUUCUUGGAAGGGAAGGUGAAAGUAACUAUUGACAAGCAGCACAAAGAAGAAGAAGUAGCCUUAGAGUUAAUGGCAGGGGAUUUGGUUGUGAUUCCUAAAGGUAUGACAGUUGUUGUGGAUGUAACUGAAGCUGUGAAGAAACAUUAUUAUAGAGACUUAGUGAAAUCUGAAUCACCAUCGCAAGCAUAGUUUAAGUGAUUUGAACUCAUAUAUUUUCCAAUAUCUUCAUAAUCAAGGCUUAUAAAACUUAUAUAAGUGUGUUUGGGUGUAUUAUAUUUUGUAUAUCAUAUGUUUGUUGAAGAUAAUCAUGAAGCUUAACUUGGAGUACAAGUUAUAGUUA